Geodia barretti is the source of this 360-nucleotide messenger RNA. NCBI's taxonomy places the organism in Eukaryota, Metazoa, Porifera, Demospongiae, Tetractinellida, Geodiidae. The record is from the annotation of a GenBank genome assembly.
AUGGCCAUAGGUGGCGGCGCCGACAUUGCUGCGGAAUCAGCGGAUAUCACCUUGAUGCGCGGAGACGUGGCCAGCGUCGCAACCUCAAUAGCCCUCAGCCGGCAGACCAUACGCACCAUCAAGCAGAACCUGUUCUGGGCCUUCUUUUACAAUGUGAUGCUUGUUCCGGUGGCCGCAGGAGCGUUAUACCCGCUCUUCCAGGCAAUCGGCGGAGUUCCAGGAUCGCUGGAUUUCUUCUUCGGGACCCAGGGUUUCCUGAACCCGGUGCUCGCUGCCGUAGCAAUGGCCUUUAGCUCGGUCACCGUGAUCGGCAAUUCUCUCAGGCUGCGCGGUUUCAGAAUGAAGACGCAGCUAUCUUGA